CUGCUCGAGACAACAUCAAACUUUGAGAACAAGUAAACAAAAGACCCCAUGAUGAGCAAAAAUAGUUCUGGCUGAGCUCCCAGUACGAAGUCUGGUCAACACGUAUGGAUACCAUCCAUCCACUCACGGGCGCUCUAGCAACAGCUCCAACAUCGCCAACAGCACGUCUGCUCACGUCAACGUCAGCGACACCCUAUCAAAUACCAACAGAUGGCACACAAAUCUCGCAAGGUUUCAUGGAAACGGCAGAGAGAUGAUGACAGACAAGACGACUCGGAAGGUAGUGGUGCAAGUGACCAACGCAGCCUGCAGCAACCUAAAAGAUCACGCCUCUUCCAUGGACAAGACCCAACUUCUGUUGACCAGAUACCAGCCAUGAGCAACAAAAUCAGGACCUGGGACGAAUCAGAGAUUCGGCGUCUUGUCUUACGCGCUGUAGAGCCCCCUUUUCUAUGCGCCUCCGCUAUUCAUCCCACUGCCUCGAUCUUGGCGGACUGUAUAUCUGUUCCCAGAGUUCCUUUAUCCAUCUUCAAAAUCACUUGUCCUUUGCUUCGCUCGGAUCCUCGGACUUCUGCUUGGAAGUGUGAAUUCUUCCGUCGUCAAACAUCUGCACAUGCCACUGCCUCACGUAGCAAGCGAGGCCGCCUGGUUAUCACCAUGCCUUCACGCAUACAUGAAGCCUUCGUCACCUUCGGCACAAAUAUCUGCGAUCAAUUGUACAACUCAGGAUUUUUGCCAACUCGUUAUAAGCGAAACGAAAUUUUGCAGACUGGUAGUGUCGAAUUCGACUACGGGUCUGUGAUCAUGGCACCAGAUGCAAGUGUUUCUUUCUUCGGCUCGCGCGAUCCAUUCCUGGUGCUCGAAAUCGCGUAUUCGGAGAAAGAAGAACACGCGCAACGCAAGGCUCAAGACUACAUCCUGCUCUCCAAGGGUAAAGUUAUCUUCGUGGUGCUUGUCAUAGUCAAGAAGAGGCCUAGAAAGAAGCCGAAUAAGGCUGACCCACCCACGACACGCCCGUCUGAGAAUGGCGAUGAGAAUCUAUCUGCGGACCACGACACUGUACAUGUACAUGUGUACAAAUCUGUCAUACAGCCGGCGUCUGAAUCUCGGCCACAUCGCACUCUGACCGGCAAACAAGUCAUAGACAGGCUGCCAGUCUUUCCUAGUCCCUUGUCUGUCCCAAAUCAGACCUUCGAUAUCGGAUGGGCAGACAUUAAAUGUGGCACCUGGUCAGACUUCUGUAAGAAUGCCCAUCUACCUGACAACACGCCGUCCCCUGUCUGCGUAAUAAAUUUUGCCAGUCUUUUUUCGAUCGCUCGAAGGCUUGCAGGUCAAAUAAACGACUCACGAGAGAACACACCGCUAUACCGCCCUGUAAACGAGAAUGACACCCCAGUUUCCCAGACCACGAAGUUCCUAGCUAGUUCGAGCCCUGCACCAUAUCUUUCUGAUGAAGGGUCAGAUUCAAGUGGACGACGGUCGGAUCCGGAUUAUCGGCCAUCUGAAGGAUCGUCGGGCUCCUCCAGCUCAUGCUAAAUGGAAGACAUGUACAACAGUAUUAAGAACGACGGGUGUCCACCAUAUGUCCGAACUUUGCUCUCUCAUUACUCACUGGACCUUCAUCGAUUCUGGAAAGCUUCGUGCGUUUGAAAAUCCAGCCUUUGGGAAAGACUAGCUACUCAAUCGAGUAUACAUCACCUUUAGAAAUUGAUAGAUUAUCAUAGCAAAGUAUCAAAGAAGGAUUCUGAGCGAACUUGUGAAGGUCACUCGAACCGGAUUGCCGAUCACCGAGCGGGCUUGGCGGUAGCUUGUGCAGCUCAUGACGUCCGCGCUUGACAUGAAUGUUUGCGCGGCGACAAUCAAAGCUUGAGCAGUCAACAUCAACUACUUGAACCAGCAAACAUG
Molecule: messenger RNA, 1905 nt
Organism: Aureobasidium pullulans EXF-150
Lineage: Eukaryota; Fungi; Ascomycota; Dothideomycetes; Dothideales; Saccotheciaceae
Exons: 1
Coding region: 211-1536 (441 amino acids)
Source: RefSeq, a predicted model, not a curated record